AUGCCGUCCUCCGCCAUGGAAAAGUUCUUGCGCGAUUGGCGGCAGGAUGCCCUUAACAAGGCGCAGCACGACUCGGCCAUCUUCAUUGGCGACAAGCUGCUUGCCAUGACCAAUGACGAUGAAGAUGCCUUCUGGCUUGCCCAAGUCCACUUUGCUACCGGCAACUAUACUCGCGCGCACGCCUUCCUCGCCAAGCAAGACCUCAUCAACAGAAACCCGUCCUGCCGAUACCUCGCCGGCCACUGCCUUAUCAAGCAGUCGCGGUUCGAAGAAGCGCUAGCGGUCCUCGGCGAGCGAAACCCGACACACCUCAUCGCCAACGGCCAGAGCAACAAGCGUAAGUCGCAGCAGCGGAACACCCGCCGCCGGGACGAGGCGGCGGCGCAGGCGGAAGAGGUCGAGGAGGCCAAGACGCGACGCUUCGAGGCGGCCAUGUGCUUCCUGCGAGGCAUCUGCUACGCCAAGCAGAACGCCUUUGACCGCGCCAAGGAGUGUUACAAGGAUGCGGUGCGCAUCGAUGUGCAGUGUUUCGAGGCCUUUCAACAGCUCAUGAAGAAUUCGCUGCUCUCGCCCGACGAGGAGUGGCAGUUCCUCGAAAGCCUCAACUUUGACGCCAUACAGACGGAGCCUGAUAUCUCGGCCUCACAGGAAGCGGCCGAGUUUACAAAGAUGCUGUAUACGACGAGGCUGUCCAAGUACAGAAACCCGGCCAUAUUCCAAUCCGCAUACGAUUCGCUCUCGACGCACUACAAGCUGGGGGAGAACCCGGACCUGCAGCUCGCACGGGCGGAUCAGCUAUACACGCAGUGUCGCUAUGGCGAGGCGCUCGAGGUGACCAAGGCGGUGAUUGAUGGCGACAAGUACAACUUUAAUAUAUACCCUGUGCACCUAGCGUGUCUUUAUGAGCUAAAGAAGAAGAAUACGCUGUUUUUGGUGGCUCACGACCUGGCGGAUACACACCCGGAGGAGCCCUGUGCUUGGCUGGCGGUAGGCAUUUACUACUUUGCCAUCGACAAGGUUGCGGAAGCCCGACGGUACUUCAGCAAGGCGAGCAUGAUGGAUGCGCACUUCGGCCCCGCGUGGAUUGGAUUUGCGCACACCUUUGCCGCUGAAGGCGAGCAUGAUCAGGCCAUCUCUGCCUACUCGACAGCAGCGCGACUGUUUAUGGGCACGCAUCUACCACAGGUGUUUCUAGGCAUGCAAAACCACGCAUUAAAUAACAUGUCGCUGGCGGAGGAGUUUCUCAAAACUGCGUAUGGGCUUUGCAAAAAUGACCCUUUACUUCUCAACGAACUGGGUGUCGUCAGGUAUCAUCAAGACAGGCCCAAGGACGCCGCGCAGUUCUUUCGAGCCGCUCUCGAAAUCGCAGGGGACAACGGAAGCGAGCCGGCAGCCUGGGUAGCCGCGAGAACAAAUCUGGCACACUCGUACCGUCGCUUGCGUCACUUCAAGGACGCUCUGGAACAAUUUGACGAAGUCUUGCGCAUGGGCGGCAAGGAUGCGGCCGUCUUUAGCGCCAAGGGCCUCAUUCUGUUAGAGCUCAACCGGCCGGAAGAGGCGGCCGUGGUGCUUCACGAGGCGCUUUCGAUCAACCCCCAGGACAGCAUCGCUACGGAGCUCCUCAACAAGGCGUUGGAUGAGUCCACAGCGGAAGACGCCGAGGAGGACGAGUCGGACGCGAUGCUCUACUUUGAGCAGCAGCUGGAGCAACGCAAGGCCGAGGCCUCGGAGAAGAUCAACGGCCGACGGACAGGCUGCAAUAUGAUGGACAAGGGCAAGGGGCGAGCCUUUGGCAACAGGCGGAGGACGCUGCUGGAGGAUAAUGACGACGAGGACGGGGAGACGGGGACGAGCAUGAUGGACAUGACGGAUGAUGAAUAG
Messenger RNA from Cordyceps militaris CM01, 1881 nucleotides. Its product is annotated as anaphase-promoting complex subunit Cut9. Gene Ontology annotation, molecular function: protein binding. The coding region runs from base 1 to 1881 and encodes 626 amino acids. The transcript has 2 exons. NCBI's taxonomy places the organism in Eukaryota, Fungi, Ascomycota, Sordariomycetes, Hypocreales, Cordycipitaceae. The record is from RefSeq and is a predicted model, not a curated record. Gene Ontology annotation, biological process: cell division.